Molecule: messenger RNA, 947 nt
Organism: Alternaria rosae
Lineage: Eukaryota; Fungi; Ascomycota; Dothideomycetes; Pleosporales; Pleosporaceae
Product: DASH complex subunit Dad2-domain-containing protein
Exons: 3
Coding region: 207-623 (138 amino acids)
Biological process (GO): mitotic cell cycle; attachment of spindle microtubules to kinetochore
Cellular component (GO): mitotic spindle pole body; mitotic spindle; DASH complex
Source: RefSeq, a predicted model, not a curated record
GCAACAUCGAAUAUGGUGGUAACACACGUAUCUCACAAUAGUAAAACUCGAAGAAGCUUAACACAUCAGUUUUCACGUGUACCCCCGGGGAAGGAGUCCCUCCUGCCAACGCAUCCACACGAGCAAAAACACCCUACUACUUCCGACCUCGACUUCGCCAGCUACUUAUCUGACACCGUCAACUGAAUGUUGAUCGAUUAAGAAAUAUGUCAAACUUCACGCGGCCUCUUCCCUCACAUCUCCGCAACCAGUCCAUGGGCGGGUCCCAGCAACAAUCCCCCGUAUUGCUCGCGCGCAUUGCAGAAAAGAAAGCCGAAUUAGCCAACUUAAAGGACCUGCAAGCACUAAGCGGAGGGCUUGCAGACCAGAUGCAGAUGCUCGCUGAUAAGCUAUCGACAUUGUCAGAUGGAACAGAAGCGGUCGCAGCAGUGCUAUCAAACUGGCAUAACGUGCUAAGAGCUAUAAACAUGGCGUCGACAAAACUUCCAAAACCGAAAGACGAGGAUGAGACGGAAAAGAAGGCAGAAGAUGGACCACCGUUGCCCCAGACGCUUGUCCGCAUUCCUACACAACACGCGCCGGCGGUCAUAGAACAGGCGAAUGCAGCGACUGCGGAGGACUGAGCGGGUCUCGCACAUGCAUUAUCUUCGGAUCGAAAUUUCGCACCGCUUGACACUUCAGUUCGGGCGGACGACAAGAGUGACGAUUGGCGCGCGAUCGGCUACACGUGCAUUUCGUUCACUUUGUUCCGCAAAACAUCGCGAGCAAAGAUGUCUCGCCAAUGCAGUCGAACCUGUUGUCAUCUGCAAUUGAUUAUACAACUGCAGAACAGCGUGUACAUGGAAGAACGGUGAAAACUGUACCAAUCAGAGACAAGGAGGAUGAGGAGACGUUUGGUAGGGAUUGAGGCUUCCAGCCUAGCCUGUGCAAUUCUAAUGCUAUAAGAU